Microdochium trichocladiopsis is the source of this 1432-nucleotide messenger RNA. Its product is annotated as Glyoxalase/Bleomycin resistance protein/Dihydroxybiphenyl dioxygenase. Lineage: Eukaryota; Fungi; Ascomycota; Sordariomycetes; Xylariales; Microdochiaceae. The record is from RefSeq and is a predicted model, not a curated record. The transcript has a single exon. The coding region runs from base 131 to 1432 and encodes 433 amino acids. Gene Ontology annotation, molecular function: methylmalonyl-CoA epimerase activity. Gene Ontology annotation, cellular component: mitochondrion. Gene Ontology annotation, biological process: L-methylmalonyl-CoA metabolic process.
CUCUUUCACACAGUCCUUAAAACCCACUUCAUCUCCUGAAGAUCGAGACAGGGCAAGACAAUCACAGCUCCAUUUCAUCUCUCCGUGGCAACCCCCCCCCCUGGCCUUCAACACCGCUGACAAGACAACAAUGUCCAGCCUGCCCAUGACGCUCCUGCUCUCCGUCGUGUCCAAGAUGCCCAAGCCCAUCCGUGACUCCGUCGAAAUGCGCAUCCCCGACAUCACCAACGACGCCUCCAAGGUCCAGCUCCUCCGCCCAUCCCACGUCUACGUCGAGCAUCCCAACCUCGACCAGUUCGCCAAGUUUGCUGCCGACUUCGGCCUCGUGGAAGCGUCGCGCUCCCGCACCGGCGACACCAUCUACUUCCGCGGCUACGGCCGCGACCCGUACUGCUACGUCGCGACGAAGAGCAGGGACUCAGUACCCCGGUUCAAGGGCGGCGCGUUCGUCGCCCGGUCCCGCGAGGACUUUGACAAGGCGGCACGCAUGCCGGGGGCGACGCUGGGGUCGCUCACAUACUGCCCCGGCGGCGGCGAGAUUGUGACUUUCACUCGGCCAGACAACACCUUUUUCCACGUCGUCUACGGGCAAAAGGAACGAGAGCCAGACCACCACACCCAAGGAACCGGCGCCGACGACUAUAACGCCGGCGAGACCGUCCACGAGCCCUCAGCCAUCACCGAGUCCCUGGGCCCUUUCAACACGCCCUUCUCCAAGCCGCGCAAGGGCAAGUUCCAGCGCUUCCACCCAGGUCCAGCGCUCGUGCACAAGCUGGGCCACUUUGGCUACGUGUUUCCGGACUUUGACGCCGAGCUCGCCUGGUACACGGGCAACUUCAACUUUGUGCCCUCGGACGUGCUGCACCACUGGGACUUUGCCAACAUUGACGUCAUGGCCUUCAUGCACCUCGACCACCUCGACCACAAGGACCAGCAGCGGCAGCAGCAGCAGCAGCAGCCCGGCGCAGGCAAGGGCGAGAUCGAGAGUGCUGAGGACGAGAGUUGGUGGUCCGAUCACCACUGCUUCUUCCUCCAGCGCGCGGAGCCCCACGUCACAAAGGCCUUCUGCCACCACACCUCGUUCGAGGUGUCCGACGUCGACACGCAGCUCGUCGGGCACGAGUAUCUCGCCUCCAAGGGCUGGCACAGCGUGUGGGGCGUCGGCAGGCACGUCCUGGGCAGCCAGAUCUUUGACUACUGGGCCGACCCGAGCGGGUUCAAGAUUGAGCACUACGCCGAUGGGGACCUUGUGGGCAAAGGGACGCCGACCAAGAGGGAGGUCGUGGGGCCGUUUGCCGUGUGGGGGCCCGAGAUGCCGAGUGACUUUGGGGAUAAGUUUCCAGAGGCGUUUCUGAGCAAGAUGCGUGGCAGUGGCGAUGGGAGUGCUGGUGGGUUCCUGUCGCGCUGGUGGUGGUCUGGUAGUCAGGCGUAG